This is a messenger RNA of [Candida] anglica, 489 nucleotides long. The record is from the annotation of a GenBank genome assembly. NCBI's taxonomy places the organism in Eukaryota, Fungi, Ascomycota, Pichiomycetes, Serinales, Debaryomycetaceae.
AUGGGAUUUUUCGAACUGAAGAAAGAAGGAAAUAUCAAUUCAGGAGGACCGGAGCAACCACCUCCACCAUAUACCGAGGAGGCAAACCCUCAACAAGCCCCAAACUAUGGGCCAAGUAACCCCCAACAACCUUCAAACUAUGGACCAAAUAAUCCACAAUAUCCUUCAAAUUCGGGUCCCAAUUCUUAUAACAACAAUUCGUACAAUAAUACCAAUUCGAAUUAUGACCCUAUGCAAGACCCAAACGUUUAUAAAGUGCCACCUCAAAUGGUGAAUAUCACACAAGCAAACCCACAACAUUUGAACCCAUCAUAUCCUCAAUUUUUACAAAGAGAACAAGAUCGUCAUAAAUAUGGAGCAACUGAACCUCCACCUCCAAAACAUGGAGCGCCACUUUCUCAAGGACAUAAGAAUCCAAACAGCAAAACUGGAGGUGGUUCUUUCCCAGGUUCUCUGGGAGUAACUUACAACAAUGCUGCAAAUAGAUAG